Penicillium maclennaniae is the source of this 1791-nucleotide messenger RNA. RefSeq names its product putative DNA repair protein (Rad57). Lineage: Eukaryota; Fungi; Ascomycota; Eurotiomycetes; Eurotiales; Aspergillaceae. Gene Ontology annotation, biological process: DNA repair; mitotic recombination; DNA recombinase assembly. The transcript is spliced from 2 exons. The coding region runs from base 1 to 1791 and encodes 596 amino acids. Gene Ontology annotation, molecular function: single-stranded DNA binding; double-stranded DNA binding; ATP-dependent DNA damage sensor activity. The record is from RefSeq and is a predicted model, not a curated record.
AUGCCUCUAAAUUCAUAUGGAUCUUCUAUCUGUCCUGCCUGGCUUUGCGACAAGAUCCUACGCACACAUUCUCCCCCUCUCGAGCGAGGCAAGAUCUCAACUGUCGACCUGAUCACACUCGACACGCUCGAGAUCGCGAAACGCGCUCAUGUGCCCCCCGCAGAUGUGCGGCGGCUGGCCGCUAGCAUCGUCGAGGCUUUGCAUGGCGACCUGGGCUUUGAAAAGACGCCGGUGACGACGGCGCUAAAUGGAGAAGAGAUCCCCAGCUCGAGCAUCAGCGCUGAUCUUGUGAGCCUCAAUCUUGGCCCGGCCACAAAGCUCGAGCCAUCCCGAUGGAACACAAUCAGCACCAUAGACCCGGCUCUCGAUGAGGUUCUAGGAGGCGGAAUUCCUACUGGAUAUGUGACGGAGGUGACUGGUGAGAGUGGUAGCGGCAAGACCCAAUUCCUCCUUAGCCUCCUCCUUGCGGUACAACUGGACAAGCCCCACGGGCUGAAGAAACGAGCUAUCUAUAUCUCAACCGAACAUCCACUGGCGACGGUGCGCCUAACUCAGCUGAUUGAAUGCCAUCCAUAUCUCUCUAGUCUGCCCGCCGACCAGGCGCCGUCAUUACAAAAUGUCCUCUCCAUUAAUGCCAUGGACUUGGAGAGUCAGGACCACAUCCUCAACUACCAGCUACCGGUCGCUAUAUCACGGUACGAUGCCGGCCUGGUCAUCAUCGACUCCAUAACCUCGAAUUACCGCGCCGAACACUCCUCUAACAACAUGCUUGCGAUGUCAACUCGGUCCACUGAACUUGCAAAGCUGGGUCACAUGCUGCGAAAUCUUGCUGCAAAGGAAAAUAUUGCCAUCGUGGUUGCGAAUCAGGUGUCCGAUCGCUUCGAACCCGCGGAAGGAAAUGGAAGUGACUCUUCCUUCCGACCAGGCUUCCCAGCUGUUCUGAGUCAAAGCGCUGCUCUGGCGGCAAGAGAAUCUGCCAAUGCCUCACCACUAUCUAAAGGCAGAACAGAUUCGGGGCUUACCGAUAACCUCAUUCCUUCAUCACCUCCUGCAUCUUCUCAAUUCGCUGCCCAAGAGGAAGACCAAUUUGAUGGUUCCUACAUCAUCAACAAUCCCGCUCGAAGCAGUAUACUGAGUCUCUUUCACCAAGAGCGGUUCUUCACAGGUUGGGGUGACGAUCUGUACUCUGAGACUUCCCUUAAGACCCCGGCUUUGGGCUUUUUCUGGUCCACGCAGAUUGCAUGUCGCAUUGCUCUGAAAAAGGACGAUACGCGUCCUCCAGUUCCCCCUUGGGAUAAUGCCGGCUAUCCUCUAUCUACCCCCAGGGAACAGACAGACCUCCAACCGCAAAGUCAGGCAGAGAAGCCACUGGCUCAUAAGCCCGUCGUGUCCACUGCUCGUGACAUUCACACAACGGAGACAAGCGAAACGGCGAAGGUGCAUGACCGGAAAUACCAGUCCUUGAAUCCCUCCGAGAAGCCACUGGCUCAUAAGCCCGUCGUGUCCACUGCUCGUGACAUUCACACAACGGAGACAAGCGAAACGGCGAAGGUGCCUGACCGGAAAUACCAGUCCUUGAAUCCCUUCGAGAAGCCAGUUGUCUCACAGAAGCAGGACGCUUCCGAAGUCCCGGGGCACAUCACACGGCGAAGAAUGAAGCUUGUUUUCGCUCCCUGGACAUCAGGGUCGGUGAAGUCGCCGAAAGAAGAAGGUGUCGCAGCGACACGGAACAAUGAGAUUGAAUUCGAGAUCUGGAAAGGUGGGCUGAGGACACCACUUUCCGAUGGAUGA